UGGAUAAGCACAUUUGUUGGGUCUAUAAUCAUCGCUUAUAUAAAUAAAUACCUUUGAAUUUCACCAUCUUCCAGCAGCACUCGGAUAUUUCCUUUUCAGAAAAUGGAGAUGCUUUAAUGGCGGAUUAUGUUAACAUGCUGACUUUCAGUUCUCACCUCUCACAGAGCAAAUGGCUUCCAGUGUUGGUUUGGUAAAGAUCAUCAUCAAUACUACUGGUUCUCCUUGAUCAGAACUGCUCUACAAAAAGGCUGCUUUUAGCUUAUGCAUUACAAACAUUCAGCGAGCUUGUUUCUGAGCCAAGUAUUUCCAUUUCUGUGCCUAUUUUUGCUUCUGGUGGCCUUUACAAGUCACCCACAGGCCACAGCUUAAUUUGUGGUGUCAACAGUCGUUCCCGUUGAUUGUCUACUUGAAACUCGAUAAAUCCUACAAUCUCAUAUGGACCCAUCAAUCAUUCACAAUGGCACACAAUAUUCGUUGGAACACUUAGACGAAAACCUAGGUCCACAGUCACUACUUCACAAGGUAGAUGCUUCAGCAUCAGCAAAUACGUCUCUGAACCCUUCAAGCAUCAACAUUUCCGAAAAUAAACCCGUGCGUAACUUCUCCAUACAAACCGGUGAGGAGUUUGCUCUCGAAUUUGUGCGAGACCGAGUCAAUCUCAGAACCCCAUUCGUUGGAAAUAUCUCGGGCGACCCCAGCUGCACAACCGGCUACUUAGAGCUCAAACGCAUUUUAGGCAUCAGUCGAACCUCCUCAGAAGUCAGUUCAGAUAUUUCCACAGUUGCCACUAUAGAAAAGACCUCAAGAGAAUCUGAGAAUAUGUCUACACAACAACACACAGGUGACCACAAGCCUUUAAGAAGCUCGUCUGGCGCUUCUCAUACCUCCUUUAAGAAGCUCAAGAUCUUGUGCAGCUUUGGCGGAAGAAUUUUGCCGAGGCCGAGUGAUGGGAAGCUCAGAUACGUUGGUGGGGAGACGCGCAUUGUGCGGAUCAGCAGAGACAUUACGUGGAGAGAUUUCUGGGAGAAAAUGACGGCAGUUUACGGUGGGACCCACGUGAUUAAGUAUCAGCUUCCUGGGGAGGACCUCGAUGCCUUGAUUUCUGUGUCGGGGGACGAGGAUUUGCAGAACAUGAUGGAGGAAUGCAAUGCCUUGGGAGGGGAAGGAUCUGGAAGGCUCCGGAUCUUUUUGUUCUCACGCGUGGAUAUAGAAGAUGCAUAUAUUGGCCUGGCAGACGCUGGCGUUAAUUCGGAGAUGAAAUAUGUGGUUGCUGUCAAUGGACUGGAAAUGGGGCCGUGUAAGGGCUCCUCAGGGAACAAUCUUAGUCAGUUGGACAUGGGAAAUGUUGAGAAGGACAUCCAUACGUCUAACGAGGCGGGCCUUGUUGUCCAGCCGACGGCUUCUGAAUCUUCGAAACUUGUUUUGUCAAGUUUCUCCAGAGUUGGCAAAACUGGUUUGCAGUUCUAUCAGGGUCAACCCAUGCCUCGUCGUGAACACGGGCAACAACAUCCUCCACAAUUUGGCCACGACCAUCCUCCUUAUCAUAUGCCUUCAGAAGAUGGUGCUGUUACAAGGAAUACUCAUGGGGCUAUUUCUCGAGAGGAAGGUGAUGAAGGGAAGUUUCUUAGUAGCUCGGGUACACAGGUCUCAGAAAUGCAAGAAAAGGAGAUAAAACACAAUUUCAAUGGCUUAGUUCAACUGGAAAAUGGUAUCAACCCAAAAGUUAAAUUUCCUGAUGAAGGGUCACACUUGGUCCCCACAUUGGAUAGGGAUUUUUCAUCGAAGGCCUCAAAGUGUGAAGGAGUGCCCCGGGUAACAAUGCAAGUCUCAAAUCCUUUAGCUGCUGAUAAUCCAUCCAAACUUCCUAAAUCCGAUGGCAAUGAGUAUGAUACCACUGGCAACGCUUCUGGUUCUCGAUCGAUCAUUUCAGAAUCUGAUCCAACAGAUCCAAGCUGCUCAGAGACCUUUGUUCAUCCUCAGCGGACCUUUUAUUCUGAGCGCAUUCCUAGAGAACAGUCAGGGCAGCUUAAUAGAAUUUCAAAGUCGGAUGACUCUCACAGUUCUCAGUUUCUAAAUAAUCAAGAUUUAGUUGCUGAAUCUGCUGGGAGAUUCGAAUCUGGAAAUGUUGAUAAUACCUCUCAUGUCGAGCCACAAACUUCCAAUAAUGGACAUCCAAUAUAUCCACCUGAUGCUAAAGGAAUGAAUGAAACUCAGCCCAUUAGUAAUGAUACUCAUGGCCAUCCUCAACCUGAGGGUGACAUACUCAUCGAUAUCAACGACAGAUUCCCACGUGAUCUUCUUUCUGAUAUAUUCUCUAAAGCUAUUCUUUCUGAUGGCUCGUCUGGCAUUGGUCCUCUGCCGAAGGAUGGGACUGGUUUGAGCAUGAACAUAGAAAGCCAUGAGCCUCAAAGGUGGUCAUUUUUCCAGAGACUGGCAGGGGAUCAGUUCAUGAGAAGGGAUGUCUCUCUUAUAGAUCAGGACCACAUGUUCUCUACAAAAGUUAACGAUGGCGCUCGUUUGGCGUAUGAUUUUGUGCCACAGGUUACAGGUGAGAGCAUGCCAAGUCAUGGAGGAUUAGAGGAGAAAGGAUAUCAGAGAGAGGUACGUGAUGCAGAUGCAGCUGUAUCUAUGCCUGUUCGUUCGGAUUAUGAUGCAUCUCAAGUGAAAUUCAGUGACGGCAUUCAGGAUAGUGAGUUGAUGGGUAAUACGAGAAUUCAGGAAUCAGAUUAUGAGGUUUGUUCUCAGGGGGGUUUCGGGAAAAUUAGCUUGGCUCCUCUAGAUCAAUUGUUGGUUGAUUUUGAAAUCAUCAACUCAUUGCAGAUUAUACACAAUGCAGAUCUUGAAGAGUUAAAGGAACUUGGUUCUGGCACAUUUGGGACAGUAUAUCAUGGAAAAUGGAGAGGCUCAGACGUGGCAAUCAAGCGCAUAAAGAAGAGUUGCUUCACUGGUCGGCAAUCAGAACAAGAAAGAUUGACUAAUGAUUUUUGGAGGGAAGCUGAAAUUCUUUCGAAGCUUCACCACCCAAACGUGGUAGCAUUCUAUGGUGUUGUACACGAUGGACCAGGGGAGACAUUAGCUACUGUGACAGAGUACAUGGUCGAUGGAUCUUUGAGACAUGCUCUACUUCGUAAGGAUAGACAGCUUGACCGCUGGAAGCGACUCGUAAUUGCAAUGGAUGCUGCUUUUGGGAUGGAAUAUUUGCAUUCAAAAAAUAUAGUGCACUUUGAUUUGAAAUGUGACAAUUUGCUCGUUAACUUAAAAGAUCCUUCAAGACCUAUAUGCAAGGUAGGUGAUUUUGGUCUAUCGAAAAUAAAACGGAACACCUUGGUUUCUGGCGGAGUUAGGGGGACCUUGCCAUGGAUGGCUCCUGAGCUGCUAAAUGGCAGUAGCAAUAAAGUGUCUGAGAAGGUUGAUGUCUUCUCAUUUGGUAUUGUCUUGUGGGAGAUACUCACUGGAGAGGAGCCGUAUGCCAACAUGCAUUAUGGGGCAAUCAUAGGAGGGAUUGUGAAUAAUACACUGAGGCCAACAAUACCGGGCUACUGUGAUCCAGAAUGGAGAAGGUUAAUGGAGCAGUGUUGGGCCCCGAAUCCAGUUGGGAGGCCUUGUUUUACUGAAAUUGCUAGCCGGUUGCGGGUCAUGUCUUCUGCAGCUCAGACUCGAAAGGGGAGUUCGUAGGUAUUAAAUGAUGGUUCGAACUCUAUUUUACAGAACAAAAGCUAUUUAUUCAUUUCAUUGCACACACACACACACACCUGACACUAGAGAAAAUGCAGGAUGCAUGAAAAAGUUGUGAAAUAAUGGCCUGAGAUUCGCGGGAGAUAUCAUCAUGCAUGAAUGUGGAGCUGUUUGUACAUCUCACUAUGGGCAAAUUGUUUUGUUAAUAAUUUUAUUGUUUUUGAGGUUAAGUUAAAAUUGUUCUUUCCAUUUUUGUGGUGAAAAAUCUUCUGAGAUGUCUAAGAAAAUAUUAAUAAAAGAUCAUAUCUUU
Molecule: messenger RNA, 3985 nt
Organism: Striga asiatica
Lineage: Eukaryota; Viridiplantae; Streptophyta; Magnoliopsida; Lamiales; Orobanchaceae
Source: the annotation of a GenBank genome assembly